Nymphaea colorata (pocket water lily) is the source of this 2382-nucleotide messenger RNA. RefSeq names its product putative leucine-rich repeat receptor-like serine/threonine-protein kinase At2g19230. Gene Ontology annotation, molecular function: protein binding. Bases 432 to 2060 code for a protein of 542 amino acids. The record is from RefSeq and is a predicted model, not a curated record. NCBI's taxonomy places the organism in Eukaryota, Viridiplantae, Streptophyta, Magnoliopsida, Nymphaeales, Nymphaeaceae. The transcript has 9 exons.
GGAGGCGGAACGCCUUUCAUUUCUUAUUUGAAGCUCCGGCCACUGACUGAUGACGUCUACGCACCUGCCAAUAGCUCUGCCUUGGUUGCACUAACAACUUUCCGACGAGUAAAUCUUGGAGCCACUGGAUACGUGAGUGUCAUUACACGUAGUCAUUUAAAGUGGUAGGACCAAGUCAAGGCAUGCAGCUUCCUGCAGAAUGAGUCAACUUCACAGAUCGCUUCAAUGCUGUGGGAAUCAUCAAUUGAAGACUGCCAUCAAGGGGCAACCAUCUGCAAAAGACUUGUAGUGGACUUAGCUGCUUUUGAAUUCCGGUCAUCUUCCGUUUGCUUGGUGUGGAGAUCUUGACCUCUCCACCUCUAGUCCAUACAUAAGAAAGCGAAGUGCUUCAUUCUGUUUUCUUGCGACAAUUGAGGCGUCGAUCGGAGGUGAUGAUGGGUCGGCGUGGUCUUUUCUUUCUCCUCUGCAGUGCUGCCCUUUUCUUCCUCGUCGGAGCACAGACAGGGUUUAUAAGCAUCGACUGCGGGCUGACUGAGAGUCCAAGUUAUGUUGAUGAGAAUGACAAUCUCACAUACGUGUCUGAUGAUGGGUUUGUAGACACUGGAGUCAACAGGCAAGUUGAUCCUGAGUUAAAGGAGACGAACAAGAGAUACCAGACGGUGAGAGCAUUCCCAAAUUACACAAGAAACUGUUACUAUUUUCCGGCUACAAUUGGGGCAAGGUACUUCAUUCGAGUGGCGUUCAUGUAUGGCAAUUAUGACGGGCUCAACACUCCCCCAAGUUUCGACUUGUACCUGGGCGUGGACUUGUGGGACAACAUAAAAUUGGACAACGUAACUCAUCAAUAUAGGUCCGAGAUCAUUGUGCAAGCAGAAGCAUCUUAUACCCAUCUAUGUCUUGUCGAAACGGGAGGCGGAACGCCUUUCAUUUCUUAUUUGAAGCUCCGGCCACUGACUGAUGACGUCUACGCACCUGCCAAUAGCUCUGCCUUGGUUGCACUAACAACUUUCCGACGAGUAAAUCUUGGAGCCACUGGAUACGUGAGGUACCCAGAUGACCGCUUCGAUCGUAUAUGGACGCCGGACUACGAUUCAUACGGGACACCCUACAACACCAGUGAGAAGAUAGUGGAGAGUGAAAGGAGCCCAUUCUUUGCGUUGCCCUCUGUUGUAAUGCAGACUGCUGUCUACCAGCUUGGUGGAAUAAACAUCAGCUGGCUUGGGGGAGCCGACCGUAGCUUCUAUGUUUUCUUGGAAUUCGCGGACAUAUUGCCGACGUUGUCUGGUACACAGAGGCAAAUGCAGGUUCUCGAGAAUGGGCAAUACUGGGGUGAGGUCAACGUUUCAAACCUCUCGCCCAGUAUUCUAUACUCAACCUCUCCCUCAAGCGCCCCCCAGUUUACAUUCUCCAUACAAUCGGCCAAUGAUUCGGACGAGGGCGCCGUCCUCAACUCCUUCGAGGUGUACGAAGUCCUGACUCUCAGUGGCUCUACUACUGAUGCCGGAGAUGUUACUGCUAUCACGGCCAUCAAAGAGUACUAUCAACUAAAGAGAAAUUGGAUUGGUGAUCCUUGUCUUCCUGACAAUUCUCCAUGGGAUGGCUUGACCUGUGGCAAUGAUUCGAGACCAUGGAUAGUGACUUUGGAUCUUUCUAAUGGUGGGCUAAGUGGCGAAAUCGUCGACCAUAUUUCUAAACUGACUGAGCUUAAGACAUUGAACUUAUCAAGGAACAACCUGCAGGGACCAGUGCCACCAUUCCUACAGGAGAUGCCCAAUUUGAUCAACAUAGAUCUAUCAAGCAACAGUCUCUCUGGAUCGAUCCCCAAUGGCUUGCAGGAAAAAGUGAAGAAUGGAGAAGUCAUGUUAAGGAUUGACAACAAUCCUCUAAUUUGCCAACAAGAUGGAUGCAACCAACAAGAGAGCAGCAACAGUAGCAGUAGCAGUAGCGCUACGGCGGGCAGCAAAGGCAGUAACUCUGCAACUGGUCUCAAGAACAGUUACACUGUAACUGCAAUUUCAGUGGCGAUAUAUCUUCUUUUGGCAAGCUGUCUAUCGUCCUGAAUUGGUUGUCAAUAUGUACAAGAAAACAGGGUGACUUGAUUCCUUGAACUGUGUGCUUAGAAGACAUGUAUUGGUUAUUUUUCCCCAUUUGCUGCGGAUGGACAAGUUUGUUUCUUUGUAUACGAGACCUGAACAGUGAAGCCGAGCUCUUAUUAGAACGUCAACGAGAACCAUAUCGCAGACAACAGGGCGCUAGUAAAUUGUGUGGUUGAGAACUCUAUGACCUAUGAGAUUUCAAGCAUUUUAGUGUUUAAUUCUUAUGGAUCGUAUUAUAUAUUCAGUUAAACAGGUUUUUGUGGACUUUAAUCAUUUUCAAGUUUAA